Miniopterus natalensis is the source of this 1759-nucleotide messenger RNA. The record is from RefSeq and is a predicted model, not a curated record. NCBI's taxonomy places the organism in Eukaryota, Metazoa, Chordata, Mammalia, Chiroptera, Miniopteridae.
AACAAUAAAGGUAAAUUUUAAAAAAAGAAAGGGACAACAUUAAAAAUCAUUCGAGUGAAAAAAAGAAUUGCAUUUUUCAUUAAAAACUGCUAUUUUAUGUCCUUGUAUAUAAGAAAAAGUACAUUUUAUGUUAAAAAGAGUUUAGGAAAAAGGAAACAAGAGCAAUCAUAAUUUUAGUGUAAAUUUUACUGUUAAUAUUUUUGAGUGAUCAAAUAUUUCAACUUUAAAAUGUGAUUUUUCUUUUUGCAAAAGUAGUCUUAUAGAACAUAAUGAAAUAGGAAAUGUCUUUUGUCACCUACAGCUGAAGUCCAGAAAUUUCCAUGUCUAUUUAUAUCUCAUCUUUCCUGUAUAAUGUUAUAAAGCUAUAUUUUGUUUUAAAAAUUCCUUUAGUGAUGAAUAUUUUUGGAUUGGUUUCUAUGUUUUGUACUAUUAUUAACUAUGCUAAAAUGAACAUUCUUAACCUGAAUGCCAUUCCAACUAAAACCAGGAAAGUACAGAGGUCAGAGGUGUCUAUUUUGACCAGCACUAGUUAACAUUAUUGGGGGGAGGGGUGGUUCUAGCAAAAGGAAAUAAUCCGUAAACCUAUAGAAAAUAACAGACAAGAUUAUUUUAUGAUUGUAAACUUAAAAAUCCCUAGGAACACUAGUAAGAUGACUGACUAGUUUUAAUGAAAGAAUCUGACUAUGUGGCUGGAUAUAAGAUAAACAUACAAAAUCCAUAGUUUUUCUCUUUGCUGGUAAGAACUUUACAUUGAUGAAAAAUGAUGAAAAUUUCACUUUACGUCAUUGACGAAAACCACUUUGGAGUUAAAUCGGCAAGAAAUGUGCAAGACUUAUGUGAAGUAAAUAAAAUCAUACUGAAGAACAUAAAGCAAAUUUUAAAAGAUGGGAUGUUCUUGGUUGGAAGACCUAAGAGUGAAAUAAAUGUCAGCUUCAAAUUUUAUUUUUCAGAAAUUGAGCCUUACUUUCCGGAAAGGAAAGGUGGCAAAUGUUUCUUUCCCUUCCGCUACAAAGACGGGGUGUUCUAUGACUGCGUCAAGAUGAAGGCAAAACACAAGUGGUGCUCCUUAACCCAUAGCUUCAAAGGCUAUUGGAAGUACUGCUCUGAGGAAGACCUCGCAAAAUGUAUAUUUCCCUUCUGGUUCAAACAUAUGAUCUACUGGGAAUGUACCGAGGAUUCGGAAGCAUUUGGGAAAAAAUGGUGCUCGCUGACCCAGAACUAUAACAAGGAGAGAGUGUGGAAAUAUUGUUGAUGCUGUGUGUGGGCAGAAGGGCUGGAGAGGCGCAAUCGUUCUCAUGGGAAAGAAUCCGCAGCUUCUGCUGGGAAAGGCGGAGCUAGGGCCCUUCUCUGAGAUGUGAUGUGAAGGUGGUCUGGCUGUAAAUACUUGGGGUUUUGAUUCCGCUCAUGGGCUUUUGAUAAGGAAACCUAUAUUCUCACCUCAGCACUCUUCCUUGCUAAGCGAGUAAAAUUAGGCCCUUAAAAUAAAAUAAAAAUGUGUGGACUGUGGGUGAUAAUGAGGUGUCAUGUCAUCACUUGUAACAAAUGUCCCAGUGUGGUGAAAGGUAUUGGUCGCGGGGAAGACUGUGCUUCUGUGCGGGGCCAGGGAGCCCAGGAGAGCUCUGUGCCUUUCCCUGUGCCCCCCCCCCCAUGCUUUCCCAUUAGCCUCCUUACUCCCAAGCUCUAAGGGCCCUUUCUUUGCCUCUGUAACUUGUUUCCUAAGCCCAGUUCUUCUAGGAACUACUUCUUCCACCUCUGUAAU